CGAGGCGACGGGAUUGCUCCGGCGAAGGAGUGCAGCUCAGGUUCAGAGAUAUCGCGAUCUCGUCUGGGAUUUCUCCGGUGAAGCCAUUGUCGAGUUGGGAGAAAUAAAAAAACUGAAAACCCUUAAGAAACCAAACGACAACGUUUAAAAUAAAAAAAAUAUUAGUGGGUUAAACGGGUUCCCGUUUAUUUUAACAAAAACCCAUUUAAUAAAUGGGUCUCAAGUGGGUUACCCAUUUAAAACCCGACUAGCUUAAUGGGUCUAAAUGGGCAUUUAUUUUUUUCAGAACCCAUUAAAAGCCCGCGAACCUAAACCCAUAUUAACAUCCCUACUCUUCCUUAUAUAUAUAUAUAUAUAUAUAUGUAUUGACAAUAGAGUCAAUGGAAAGACAGAACAAACAACAAAGCAUUUUCUACAUCUCAAAACAAAAAAAAUGGCUGUUUCUUUUCAUGCUCGUUCUCACAGCGUCCCCUCUUUACAACACCCACAAGCUGCUUACGUCGAUGAGCAGUUGACAAGAUUGAGAUCUUCUGAGGCAGUCUCUUCAUCUUCCAGCUCUUCUAUUUACCAAAGACUAAGCGACCUUCAAGAUUUAUAUGAUUCUCUUGACAAGAUGAUUCGCCUAUCUAUCACCAACCAGGGUUUAUCUCAAGAUCAGAUUGAGAAGCUUCUUGAUGGAUCUCUCAUGAUCUUGGAUUUGUGCAACCUCGCCAAGGACGCUUUGUCGCAGAUGAAAGAACGCCUCAAAGAGAUCCAAUCUAUUCUACGGAGAAAGCGUGGUGACUUAUCCGCAGAGGUCAAGAAAUACUUAGUCACAAGAAAGUCUCUCAAGAAGUCAUUCCAAAAAGUACUCAAGAACUUGAGAGUGGGACAGAACAAAGAGACCACGGAUAAGGGCCUGACUGGUUUAACCGCAGCGUCAUUGGUUGUGUUUGGAGAGACAGAAGGUGUAACGAUUGCUCUGUUCGAUUCUCUGUUUAGCUUCAUGUCCGGAUCAAAGGCUUGUGGAAAAUGGUCAUUGGUCUCAAAGAUCAUGAGCCAGAACAAAGAUACAUGUGAAGCUGAAGCAAACGAAUUCACAAGAGUGGAUUAUGUGUUUCAAUCUGAGAAGUUAUUGAAGAUGGAAGAUGUGCAGAUGCUAGAGUCAUGCAUUCAAGAUCUUGAAGAUGGAAUUGAGUCAGUCUCAAAGUCAAUGAUCAAAUACAGAGUCUCACUUCUUAACAUCUUAUAGGUCGUUGCGCCUAUAAAGUUUUGUACGGAAAUGGAAAUGUUAAUAUACAUGUAAAUGAGAAUAGAAACAAACAAUCUUUUGGUCAUAUAACCUUUGCUACUGUCUAUCUAUACUGUUCAUAUUUGUUUUUGUCUAAAUCUUUACUCAUUAAAGAACCUUCAAGAAACAAGUCAACGAGCAAGUACAAAAAUCUUUGCAAAGGAUGCCGUCUGAUCUGAUGAGUAAAACCCAUUGACCACUAAGCGUGAUCAGACCAUAGGACUUGUUAGUUGUUACUUUCACCACAAGAAACUGGACAUACUUGAAUUUUCUUCUGGUUGUAUGGUCUAUUUUCUAAAGUGUUACUAUUAAGAUAUUAUGCGAUUCUUUCUCUAUUAAUAAAUUCCACAAGAAACUCCUUUAUAUAACUUUGUACUUUUCUUUGUUUAUUUAUAUGUACCCUGUAGUGCUCUGUCUUAUAUUGUUACUCUGUUUUGCUCGGUUUAGUAUUGUUGCUCUGUUUUGGUUCGUUAGUUUUAACCCUAGCGUAAUUAUUUUCUGGACUUUGUCUGGAAACACAAUCAAAGUCUGGAUAAAGUACUAAAGUUGUAAACGCUUAAGCCUCCUUCCUUCAAUCUUCCCAAAUAAACAACCAUAAAUAAAAUAAUUGAAUGUGCAAGAGUUUACUCUGCUUCUUAUUGUCCUUUGUUUAAAGGAAACAUCCAGCAAGGCUUUUUUUUUUUUGGCAUCAAAGUAAAUGUUAUUAAAACUCAAACUGGUUCGUUUAGGUCCGCUGCAUGAGCGAGCCCUUGAUGAACCUUAAUAUUUACAUUCGCAAAUCGUAAAGCACGUGAUCGUCCUUCCUUAGCUAGGGAGUCCGCACUGAGGUUUAGAGAACGAAACAUAUAAGAAAACUCAAGCUUUUGAAAGCAUGUAGCAGUAGCUUUUAUGUCUUCUAUUUCGUGCGCCAUUGAGGGCCAUUCAUCCUCAUAUAGGAUGAUGUUUACCAGCUGUUGGCAGUCAGAUUCAAAUCUUACUCGGUGGAAUCCGCGAUUCUUUACCUCUUUCAUAGCCCAGCUUAGGCUCUUUGCUUCGGCAUGAAGUGGUGCUUGUGCUCGAGGGCAGCACCUCUGUCCUUCCAAAAUGAUCUCCUCGUUUGCAAUUAACACGAAGCCUAGCCCCAUCCAUUCUUCCUUAGCCAACCAGGAUCCAUACACUUGACAGGUCCAGAUGUCUGCCGAAGACAUUCCAGUAGUUUGAUUUCUUUGUGUCGUCGUUGUUGUCGCGUCCGGUUCUUCCAUUGGUUCUCCUAGCUGAGCUAUGCUCCAUGCUGUGGCUUCUUGAGUAGCUAGCUGGAGUGUAUCACCUGGUGAUAUGUCUUUGCCGUUAAAGCACUUAUCAUUUCUCGCCUUCCAUAUGUACCAUAGUAGUCAGGGAAACAUCGAGAAAGUCUCAGAAAGGCUAGAGUUUAUGGACACUUGCUGAAGGAGAUGGUCGAAAUUCACAAACAGAGACGAGCACGGGAAGAGCCCCGGAGGUGAAGGGAUAGCAGACAGCGCCCAGCAUUGUAGAGCUGGUGGACAAUCAAAAAGGAUGUGAUUGAUGUUCUCCACUGCUGCUCCGCAUCGCUGACAUGUUGUGUCUGUACCACAGUGUCUUUCCACAAGCUUGCUUGCCGAAGCCACAAAGCUCGAUAAAGCUAGCCAUAGAAAUUGUUUUAUCUUCCUCGCAGUCUUCAGUUUCCAUACCUUCGAUUUUAAAUCCCUUAUGCUUGGCUCGAGAACCUGGCUAUCACUCUGAUUUUUCCUUUGUGCCACUGCAACUUCGUAUCCAGUUUUCACGGUAUAAUUCCCAGAUAAUGUAUGCUUCCAGACAUAGCCAUCAUGACGUCCUGUUUUGCUUAUUUUUAAUUCGAGUAUCCCUGGGAUAUCUUCUGCACGAAUCACCUCGGAAAUGAAAGCCUCAUCCCACUGCUUAGUUUCAAAAUUUAUUAGGUGGUGCACUCUUAGGUCCGGAUCAUAGUCCAAACGAGCUGGAUGUGCCGGUCUAGCCGGGGAGCCUGGAAUCCAGACGUCCUCCCAUACCAUUGUCCUUGCUCCCGUUCCAAUCGUUCUGCAUAGGCUUCCUUCCAGCACAUGCUUAGCCGCCAUCAAACUGCACCAGCCAUAGGAUGGGUUAUGGGCUUUCCCUGUUCUCAGUGGGUUCGAAUGCCGGUAGUAUCGCCCUUUGAGGACGCGCGCCAGGAGAGAAUGAGGAUAUACCAGUAGGCGCCAUACCUGCUUUGCUAACAGUGCAAGAUUGAAAUCUCGAAAAUCUCUGAAGCCAAAGCCCCCUUCAUCCAUUGGAACACAUAUCUUAUCCCAAGCCACCCAAUGUAGGCCUCUAUUAUUUUCUUUUGUACUCCACCAGCAUCUCGCCACAGCGGCGGACAGUUUUUUACAAAUUCCUUGUGGCACUAGAUAGCAUGACAUCACGAGGUCGGUGUAGCUUGUGCUACAGACUUUAUCUGCACCUCUUUCCCUCCCCGUGAAAGUAGUUUACCCGACCAGUUGUUGAUGUUUCCAUUCAUCCUCUCUUGAACGAACGAGAAUACUUGGUUCUUCGAGCCACAUAUCUUUUCGGGCAUCCCAAGAUACAUUCCCCUUCCCCCUUUUCUUGUUAUUCAAAGUGAUCUUUUCAGACCUUGUUUAGAGGACGCUACAACCUUAGAACCGAAAAGAUAUGUAGGUAAAAGACUUAGUAAAAUACAAAUAGAGAUAAAAGAAUUUUAUAACUUCCAAUUUACUUAUAAUUUAGGAUUUUCUCGACUUGAUUUCUCAAUUAUGUUGUGUAUAAGUUUCAUUGAAAUUUUGAAAAACAAAUAUACGUUUUUAUGUCUAACAACCCCGCGCUUGUGCGGGGACUAAGCCCCUAGUUUUUUAGAAUACUCAUCUUUUAAUAGUAUAAACAUAUACAUAUUUUCCGGUUAAAAAAAUUAUAAACUUUUAUUUUACAUCAAUUUUGUGCUUGAGAUUAUAUUUAAUUUAAUUAUAAAUUUUAAAAUAUCAUUUGAUCAUUACAUCUUUAGAAUCUAUACUAUCACAGUAGAACCUCUAUAAAUUAAUAAUGUUGGGACUUUGAAAUUUUAUAAAUUUGUAGAGAUAUUAAUUUACAAAAGUUUCCUGAUUUAGAUUUUUUUUAUUUUAAGAUGUAUUUAUUCUAAGAUAAGAAAAAUAUUUGAAUUUAGUGUAUAGACAUUAAUUGUUAGUUUUUUUUAAUUUGACAUUUAUAUUAAUUAUAUUAUAUUAUUUGGUGCAUAUAAUAUACAUUGCACAAAACUUAAAUGUGGCUUUAAAUAUAAUAUUACUAAAUCUCAUUAAAAUAUAUUAAGUGUUAAGAAAAUAUAAAGAUAAUAUCAUUGUGAAUAUAAAACAAACAAUAUAAUAAUAAGUUCUUAUUUAUAUUAAUUUAUUUAUACUUAUAAAUUAUUAACAUUUAUUCAAGAAAAGAAAGAAAAAA
Messenger RNA from Brassica rapa (field mustard), 4708 nucleotides. RefSeq lists its product as uncharacterized. Gene Ontology annotation, biological process: shoot system development; root development. NCBI's taxonomy places the organism in Eukaryota, Viridiplantae, Streptophyta, Magnoliopsida, Brassicales, Brassicaceae. The record is from RefSeq and is a predicted model, not a curated record.